This is a messenger RNA of Vigna umbellata (rice bean), 1392 nucleotides long. The record is from RefSeq and is a predicted model, not a curated record. NCBI's taxonomy places the organism in Eukaryota, Viridiplantae, Streptophyta, Magnoliopsida, Fabales, Fabaceae.
CUUAUAGAGUUAGGUCUCAACUCAAAUAGGUUUAGCGGUGAAAUUCCAGAGUGUCUAAGCAUCUUCAGAAACCUCCAAGUUCUUGAUCUUUCUCAAAAUCAAUUCAGUGGCACUUUUCCAUCCUUCAUUGGAAAUAUGACAUCCCUUUCAUAUUUGUCUCUCUUUGACAACAACUUACAAGGCUCAUUUUCAUUGAGUAUUUUGGCUAACCAUUCAAAACUUCAGGUUCUUUAUAUUUCUCCAACAAGCCCUAAAACACAAGUUGAAACUGAAAAUGAACAAUGGUUUCCAACAUUUCAGUUAAAGUAUCUCAUCCUUCGAAGUUGCAACUUAAAUUUGGAUAAAGGAAGUGUUAUUCCAAGUUUUCUCCAAUAUCAGAAAGAGCUCCAAUAUAUCGACAUCUCGUACAACAAAUUGGUUGGAGCAUUUCCAAAUUGGUUGAUUCAAAAUAACUCAAGACUCAAAUAUUUCUUGGUUUCGAAUAACUUAUUUGAUGGAAAACUUGAAUUGUUCUCCAUCAGACAAAAUAUAACUUGGCUAGAUAUCUCAAACAACAAUGUUUCUGGUUCACUCCCAAAAGAUAUUGGUACAUUCCUUCCUGUGGUUAGGAGGUUAAAUCUGUCAACAAAUAACUUUGAAGGAAGUAUACCUACUUCAAUUGGUGAAAUGCAAGAACUUUCCUCCUUGGAUUUGUCUCACAAUCACUUCUCAGGUGAAUUGCCUGAUGAAUUAGCAAUCGGGUGCAUUAGCCUCCAAGAAUUAAGGCUUUCCAACAAUCUUUUCCAUGGGAAUAUUCCUAAAUUUUCCAAUUUUACAUCUUUGUCAAUCUUGUUUGUCAAUAACAACAACCUCAAUUGCACUCUGAAAGAAGUAUUGCAAAAUUUGAAUGGUAAUGGAUUAAUGGUAAUAGACAUAUCCAGCAAUUCAAUCUCAGGCUCAAUUCCUAGUUCAAUUGCAAAGUUAUCACGUGUGUGGAUUCUUCUCAUGGGAAAUAAUCAAUUGGAAGGUGAAAUCCCCAUUGAAUUCUCCAACCUAGUGAUGCUUUUUGUGUUGGAUCUUUCACAAAAUAGAUUAUCUGGGUCAAUCUCACAUGUUAAUCCAUCAAUCUUGAGGGUCUUGUAUCUGCAAAAGAAUGCUUUCUCAGGCUCCAUACCUCUCAGAUUCUUUGAGAACCCAACAAGCCUAACAACUCUAGACUUGAGGGAUAAUAAUUUUUCUGGGAAUAUUCCCUACAUGAUUGAUAAACUAUCAGAAUUACGAGUGCUUUUACUUGGAGGGAAUAAUUUUUCUGGUUACAUCCCUGUUCAAUUAUGCCAAUUACAAGAUAUCACCUUAAUAGAUCUUUCACGCAAUAAGCUCAAGGGUUCAAUACCAUCUUGCUUCAACAAUCUU